GGCUGGGAGAAGAGACAGCAUGCCAGAGUCCGGCUGCGUCUCUCCCACCGCAUUUGAGGGCAAAUCAGCUCUCAACUCAUCUUACUCUGCACCGCACAAGGGAAACAACAAUGAACUGACGAAAGACAAACACACAGAGAAAAAGAGAGACAAGGAGGGAGAGAGAGAAAGAGAGAGAGAAACGCCGCCGUGUUUUUGAAGCAUGCACAUAUUUUCUGGACAUAAGCUCCUCUGGUUCAUAUUUGCAGAGCGGGACGGAUCGAGUGACCACAACGCUUUUGAAAAAGCAGAUGUCACAGCAAAGCAGUGGUAGCAGAAGGACGCUUCGAUACAAGCGGUUAUUACAGUGCAUCUCCUGGAAGAUGGACGAGACAUAUUGGGGCUAAGGAACUGGCGACUUAUCACGGUGCAGAGGAGAGAUGUUUUGCAACUGCCUCAGGCUGUUCAAGGGGAUGAAUGCCUUCCCUGGCGUCAUUUCUCGCUUGCAAUAGGCUAUGUAGCUCAAACGACGGCAGAGCGUGUGCAGCUGUACCUCGGCUAGUUGAGUAAAAGCUUCGCUCACCGGCGGAAGCCGAGCACCGUGGCCGCCAGCAACCUUUCCUACCUCCAGUCUCCAUGUGACGGAUGUGAUGCCCCACUAAGAGAAGAAGCGAGCGCAGCCUCCAGAGCUGUCCGCGGUGCUGAACGGAUCCGUCAGCUCCCCGGGUCUUCACGAGUUGACCUUCUCUCCCCCUGAGCGGAAAAACCAUCCUCCUGCAACGCACAUUAAGGUGGCAAAGCAGGCCACCACACAUGGACAGCUGCUGGGCUUGACUGAGUCGGCCGGACAAUAUUCUAUUUCAUGGCUGUGGCACGCAAAAUCAAAACUUUGCUGACCGUCAACAUUUUAGUGUUUGUGGGAAUUAUCCUGUUCUCGGUCUACUGCAGGAUCCAGGACCGAUCCGAGGAGCUCAUCCAGCUAGGGCGUAUGUCUGACCAGAGGCUGCGAGCCAGGAAUGGCAAAGUUUCCAACUUGGUGGACAGACAGUCUAUUCUCCAGAGGCUGGAGAGGCUGGAGGAUGUGGUCUACAAUCAAUUAAACGGUUUGGCAAAGCCUAUGGGGCUAGUUGAGGGGCCAGGAGGCCUUGCAGGGGGAGCUGCUGCCACUCUGGGAGAAGACAGUCAUGACGCCGAGGGGAAAUAUGAGGAGUAUGGCUACAACGCUCAGCUCAGUGACCGCAUUUCCCUCGACAGAAGUAUCCCCGACUACAGGCCUAAAAAGUGUAAGCUGUUGACAUACGCGGAGGACCUUCCUCAGAUCUCUGUGGUCUUCAUCUUCGUGAAUGAGGCACUUUCAGUGAUCCUGCGCUCCGUCCACAGUGUGGUCAACCACACACCGGCACACUUGCUCAAGGAGAUCAUCCUGGUGGAUGACAACAGUGACAGCGUGGAGCUGAAAUUCAACUUGGACCAAUAUGUGAACAAACGCUACCCAGGCCUGGUAAAGAUUGUGAGGAACAGCAAGCGGGAAGGCCUGAUCAGAGCCAGAAUACACGGCUGGAACGCGGCCACGGGUCCUGUCGUCGGCUUCUUUGAUGCUCACGUCGAGUUCAACACUGGCUGGGCUGAACCUAUUCUGACCCGGAUGAAGGAGGAUCAUACCCGCAUCAUCCUGCCCGCCAUAGACAACAUCAAGUACAACACAUUUGAGGUGCAGCAGUACGCCAACGCCGCCCAUGGAUACAACUGGGGGCUGUGGUGUAUGUACAUCAUCCCUCCGCAGGAGUGGCUGGACAAGGGCGAUGAGACGGCCCCUAUCAGAACUCCAGCUAUGAUUGGCUGCUCCUUUGUGGUUGAUCGGGAAUACUUUGGUGACAUUGGUCUGCUGGAUCCUGGCAUGGAGGUCUAUGGAGGCGAGAACAUCGAGCUCGGCAUGCGGGUGUGGCAGUGUGGAGGGAGUAUGGAAGUCCUGCCAUGUGCCAGAGUGGCUCACAUCGAGCGCACAAAGAAGCCCUACAACAAUGACAUAGAUUACUACGCUAAGCGCAAUGCCCUGCGAGCCGCUGAGGUGUGGAUGGAUGAAUACAAAUCCCACGUCUACAUGGCCUGGAACAUUCCCAUGAACAACCCGGGGGUUGAUUUCGGGGAUGUCUCGGAGCGCUUGGCCUUAAGGAAGAGGCUGCAAUGUCGGAGUUUCCACUGGUACCUUGAGCACGUCUACCCAGAGAUGCGGAUCUACAACAACACCAUCACAUACGGCGAGGUGAGGAACAGCAAAGCUAGCGGCUACUGCCUGGACCAGGGCUCUGAGGACGACGAUAAAGCCAUCCUCUACCCUUGCCACGGCAUGUCCUCCCAGCUCGCCCGCUACUCCACCGAGGGUCUUCUCCAGCUAGGACCCCUGGGGUCGACCACCUUCCUGCCUGACACAAAAUGCCUCGUUGAUGAUGGCAGAGGACGUACGCCCAGACUGAAAAAAUGUGAUGCUGUUUCAAGGAUUUCCCAGAGGCUUUGGGACUUUACACAGAAUGGUCCAAUCAUCAGCAGGGACACUGGCCGAUGCUUGGAGGUAGAAAUGUCCAAAGAUGCCAACUUUGGCCUUCGCCUGGUGGUCCAGAGAUGCUCUGGUCAGAAGUGGAUGAUACGAAACUGGAUUAAGCAUCCCAGGCAUUGAAGCCAGAGAACAACCUCUGAGACAGUUUGGGCAGUGUUUCAAGUAGCGGUUGGAUCUCAAACUGUGGACAGUUCAGAGAGGAGCAGGGACUGAUGGUGCUAGUGUGUGGUAUUUCACACUACAGACUGCACUGCACACUGAGCUUCCCUCAGGCCACAGAGCUUUCCAACACGGAGUCUUAAAGAAGAAUAUGAUCAAUUCAUGUGUUCCACUGCGUGUUCACAGAGACCUUACGGCAAGCCGGACAGCUUGAAAUGGCCCAUAUUUUUGACAUUCAGCUACAUGUAUAGAACAAAGUAACAAGACACCUGAGUGCAGCCCCAGAAGGUGGUUCAGAUUCAUAGUAAUUCUUUUGUUUCUACUGUAAAACUAUCACAUCUUUGGAGAUGAAAAAGAGCAUUUUUUUCUGAGUGCAUCUGAGCAAAUCAAAAGAUAUGUUUGCUGUCAGUUGCCAUAUCAAAGUGAUUAUUUUGGGCUGUGAUUUGGAAAAUUGUUUUGGACAUAUUGUGCUACCCUGGUAAGACGUGUGAUAGGCUUCAAAGGGGCUGGUCACCAAAUCCAUCAUGUGAUCAGGAGGCAUUUCACCUGCACUCACAAAACUCUACAGUUCUUUGUUUCUUUGGACGGUAUUGCUCACUGUGGACAGGAGCAAUCAUGUGCCUUUUUUUCUCAUUUUUCUGCUUAAUCUGACCAGGGAAUGUCAGUCCCAGAAGCAUGUACAAAAUUAUUUGAAAAUUAUAAUAUAUUAAACAAUGUAUAAGACAGUCUAAUGAUAGUAAUAUAUUGUAAAAAGUGAAAAAUUGAUAUCGUCCACUGAUAACAAUUAGGAUAAUAAAAAAAGUUUUUUGAUGA
Molecule: messenger RNA, 3505 nt
Organism: Micropterus salmoides (largemouth bass)
Lineage: Eukaryota; Metazoa; Chordata; Actinopteri; Centrarchiformes; Centrarchidae
Gene: galnt9
Product: polypeptide N-acetylgalactosaminyltransferase 9
Cellular component (GO): Golgi apparatus
Source: RefSeq, a predicted model, not a curated record